GAACGGCUGUGCCGGGAAAUCCGAGCGCUCCAAGGUCUCAUCAACAGCCACAGGAACAUCCACGGGGAUGCUCCGCGGCCGCUUCCAGCGGCACCUCCCAGGUGGAACAACCCCCGGAGUGCCGCCUACGGCCGGAGGGGAGCGUUUUCCAGGAAUUUCCAAGCUCCCAGGAGUUUCCACCCGCGCCAGACUCACUCCUGGAGGAAGAAAUACUCCCUGGACAACCGGCUGCCGGGAUCGACCUCCGAGGUUGGAAGCGCUUCCGGCACAUCCCGGGUUUUCGGGAACAACGGGGACAACCCGACUCCGGAGCCUCCGGAAUCGUCACUGGAGAGACACGUGGAUUUCACCACGGAUGGGAACAUCGUUGUGGGCAUCCAGGUGCCACAGAGGGCUGGAGACGCGGGAGCUUCCGGGGAGUUUUCCGGGCGGGAAACGGCGGUGGCUCCUUCGGGCGAUGGGAAAAGUAUCCCGGAAUCUCCAUACCCGGAAGAGAGAAGACCUUCCCUGUCCAUAUCCUUUAGUUCCACUUCCAGGACCGUGUGUCUGCCUGGAAGCGUGGCUGGAAGCAGCUUUUCCCCCUCUGGAAGCGGCAGCGAAAGCGCCGUGACGCUGAAAUCGGAGCCGCAGGAGCCUUUGGAAUUUCCGGGUCAGGAGCCGGCCGGGAAUUUGGGACGGAUCAAAGCGGAGCCGCCGUCUCCGGGACAGAGCUGCGAGGAAGUCAAGGAUGCUUCCCUGCUCCCCAAACUCUUUGGGAAUGCCAAGGUACCCUCUCCACCCGCUCGGGUCGGGGUGACUCCGGACAAGAGCAGAUUUCCCGUCGUUCCCAAGUCUCCCGUCUCCAGCAAAUCCCCGAAAUUCCGCAAGAACAACUACACCUGGGUGGCAAAUCCCGGGAAAAACUGCCGGCCGGUGAGGAGGUGGGGGAGCCCCCGAGCCGAGAAUUCCAGGAAAGGCCUCGGGGGGACGGAAAGAGGAACCAAAACAUCCCCCCGGGCGGAUUUGGGAGCGAAGGCGAAAAAAUCGGGAUUGCAAUCCAAGCUGGGAGGGGUCUCUCCCAGCAAAUACAAGUGGAAAGCCUCCAGCCUGCCGGCCCUGCCUUCCACUUCCAAGUCGGCAUUCCGCUGGAGAUGCGAGGAUCAGAGGAAGCCUCCCGACAUUCCGUGUCCCGGAAGUGCUCCCGUGGCUCCGAGCGCCGCUUCCGUGGGUCUCGGAGCGGGGAAAUCCUUUGGAGAGGUCCCGUUAUCCACUUAUAAAGUGAAGAGUCGGACCAAGAUCAUCAAGAGGAAAGGGAACGUGGGUUUCCCGACGGAGAAGAAGAACAUCUCGCCCGGCGCGGCCCUCAAGAGUCGCUUCCACCUCCGGAGGAAAAAUUCCGUGCGGGGAAAACCGUCGGCGACUCUGAAACGCUCCUCUCCCAGGAUCCUGGUCCAGGUCUCCAGGCACAGGCUCCGCAGGAUUCCGGCCACCAGGAAUCCACAGGGGACCACCAAGGAAGGAUCCAACUUCUCCUUGGCCAGGAGCCCCCCUUCCAACAAGGUGAUCAAGACCCGCUACAGGAUCGUGAAAAAAAACGUGACCACUCCAGCCUUGUCCUCCUUCUCCAGCCCCAUUCCCACCUGGAAGACGAGGCGCCCCGGGACAUCCAGGUCCCUGUUGUUGAACCAAACCCGACUGUCGCCCCAAGGUGCCAAAUCCCAGCCGGUGCCACCGCGGUGGAGGAGCAAAGGCUUCCGCUGCAUCGGCGGCGUCCUGUACCGAGUGUCGGCCAACAAACUGUCCAAAACCUCCAGCACCCCCGUCAGGAGCAGGGACCUGGGCACCAAAACCCCCGGCAGAGCAGCUCUGAGGUUGCACUCCACACCCAGUCCUGGCAUCUCUCCCUCCGGCCUGAACCGAUCCUCCUCCUGCCGAUACAUCGCCAGCCGUGCUGUGCAGAGGAGCUUGGCCAUCAUCCGCCAGGCCAAGCAGAGGAGGAAGAAGAAGGAAUAUUGCAUGUACUACAACCGCUUCGGGAAGUGCAACCGCGGCGACAGCUGCCCCUACAUCCACGAUCCCGACAAAGUCGCCGUCUGCACCAGGUUUCUCCGUGGCACGUGCAAGAAGACGGAUGGGACCUGCCCCUUUUCCCACAAAGUGUCCAAGGACAAGAUGCCGGUGUGUUCCUACUACUUGAAGGGGAUCUGCAGCAACAGCAACUGCCCCUACAGCCACGUCUACGUGUCCAGGAAGGCAGAGGUGUGCCAGGAUUUCCUCAAGGGAUAUUGUCCCAUGGGAGAAAAGUGCAAGAAGAAGCACACGCUGGUGUGUCCCGACUUUGCCCGGAAGGGCGUCUGUCCCAAGGGUGUCCACUGCAAACUCCUGCACCCCCAGAAGAGGCGGCACCCCAAGGAGGCAGGAGGAGAGGGAGACCACGCCGACCCCCCUUCCAAGUGGAGAUGGAUCAAGGAGGACAGGAAUGAUCCAGCUCAGCUCCACGACGAUGGGGAAAUUCCCGGACCUUCCAGUGUGGAGCAGGAGGGGAAGUUUGGGAAAGAGGAGGAUGCCAAGCCAACGAGCUGCCUGCAGAAGCUUCCAUCCUUCAUCUCCCUCCGAUCCCCAGAAUAUCCCGGAUUCCAGGGCUGCAAAGUGGAGAAAGAUGAGGAUGAGCCAGAGGAGAAGCCAGGCACCACCAAAAGGAAGAGGAUUUUGCCACGGGAAUCUUCAGAGGACUCGGAGGACACCCGUGUGGAAGGUGCCAGAGGCAAACAGCUGCAGAUCAAGCCCCGGCUGUGAGGAAUUCCUGAUUUCCCGAUCCCGGGAUCAGCCGACCCGCUCAGGAACUGGAGAGCCGGGCACAACCUGGCACCUACCUCAGGACGCCGUGUCCAGACAUGGCACCACCCCCUUCUCUCGCUUUUUGGGGACACCAUUCAGACAAGGAGCAGCGUGGGAAUACGCCUCUCAUUCCUGCUGAGAAUUCCCACAGGAAGCGGCUUCAUUUGGAAUCUUUGAGUUGACCAAUAAACAACCUUUCUCCGUUGGUUUGUUGGAGGCAAGUCCUGCC
Messenger RNA from Corapipo altera (White-ruffed manakin), 3046 nucleotides. RefSeq names its product zinc finger CCCH-type containing 3 (gene ZC3H3). Gene Ontology annotation, cellular component: nucleus. The record is from RefSeq and is a predicted model, not a curated record. Gene Ontology annotation, molecular function: metal ion binding. The transcript is spliced from 13 exons. Lineage: Eukaryota; Metazoa; Chordata; Aves; Passeriformes; Pipridae. The annotation marks the transcript as partial.